CUCAGAACUAGCAACAAGGACAUGUAUAAUUUUCGCUAAUGUGAGUAGCCACCAGUAUAAGGAUGUCACAUGUGAAUAUCAUACAAAUGAUCGAAAAAGAGAAGGAUAGGGGUGGUCCUCAUACCUUUUGGGGCGGGAAAAACAGCCGCAAUAAUAAAAUAGAGGAAUCUGUAUUUGACAAUUGUUUAACCGGGGCUGUGGCGGAAUUAUCAGUGAAUGAUCAUCAGAGCAAAAUUUAUUCUAAAAGUAAAGAAUACUCCAAUGACAAACGUUUAAAAUGUGAACAAAUUGCUGUGCAAGACAUUGAAGAUUCGGAUGUUCUUCCGAAAGAAAAGAAAAAUAUUGAUGACUCAGAUGACUCUGAUGAAACAGAUUACUUUGAUAGUGAGGAUGAAUACUGGGACACUCUUAUAAAUAAGACCAUUGAGGACAAUACUUCUGCAUGCCUACACUGUCUUUCGUAUCAUCUACCCCGGAGUGUCAAGGAAUAUAAAACUUGUGCGUAUGAAGAAGAAUAUGAUAAGAUUCAAUGGUGUACACGAGCUUUUCAAGUGUUUGUCCAAGAAAACAACUUUGAAAUCCACGAUGUGUAUGGCGAUGGGAACUGUCUGUUUCGUGCUGUUGCAGAUCAGCUCACGAUAAACGGAUGUCCUGGACACACAGAAGCAUCAUUACGAAAAGCUGCUAUUCAGCAUCUAGAAAGCAAUCCCUCCAAGUACGGAGUACACUCCUCUUCCUUUUUAUCCGGAGAAACAUGGGAAUGUUAUCUGCAAAGAAUGAAAAAAACAGGCGAAUGGGGAGAUCAUAUUAUGUUACAGGCUUUAGCCGAUGUUUUCCUACUGCAUAUUAAUAUUUAUAACUUUGUUCACUCAGGAAACAGGCGUACUAAUAUUACUAUGGACCAGUCGCUUUCCGUUACGAUGAAAUUCAGUAUAGAUCUUGGUCAUGUAGGGGAGUCACAUUACUAUAGUCUUCGUCCCAUGAAUUGGCUUGCGGAACUUCCAUUCAAGGCUCAAAUAUUUCGAAUGUUAGUGACAAACAUGGAAAAAACACCGGAGGAAAGAAAACGAAUCGUAAAGAAAAAGUUUGAGCAAAUGGCUAAAGGUUGUUUUCCAGAGUCCUAUUUAGCUGAGUCCCUUCAAUUUGUAUUACAUUGGUUUUCACUUCAGAAAGACCAAAAAGGUGCACAGAAUACCCUAUUCAAACCUGUUUUCAUAACCUACAACGGAAGCGACCUACAACAGGAAGAAACAAGAGAAUCUCAGAAAAACCUUACUGGUGAUCAAUCUUAUGUUGAUCCUGUUUCCGGAAUUCCUUUGCAUCAUUUAACAUUUAUCACCAAGCAUUUAUUUCCUGUUAACAUGUUUCGCAAGCAGUUACUUGUAAAUGGACCAGUGAUUCGUACUGAAGACGUUUGCUAUCAUUUUCUAGGAUCGCAAGCUGACGAAAGCUUAGCAAAGCUACUAGAUCUUACCAGAAACCAAAGGCAAAAGUUUGAAAAUAAUAAAAUCGUCGUCUUAAAAUCAAAAACAUUGGCGAUCUUUCCAAAUGAACCUGUCAGAUAUCAGCUUAUCCCAGGACACCAAGGUCUCUAUGUUGAUUGUUCUAAAACAAACCCGGGAUAUUGUAGACUUAGAAUUUCUAGUAAUAAUACAAAAGAUAUAGGGGGGAGCAUGUUUCAAAAAGCAUUCACAGUUCCCGCUUGCACUUCAUCUAUCAUAAAAAUUCCGGAUGCCGAAAUACAUUGUCUAGGGGUACUUUGUUUAACAUUUCCGUUUUAUCAACGUUGGGAAGAAUGUAGAAAACGUUUUGAUUUCCCCUCUCGAGGUCUUGUUAGUUCUAUCACUGAAAUUGGCUGUACUCUAAUUCCAAAGUCACAUCCGAAAAGUUCUUCACCGGAAAUUGAAUGGCAAUUUGAUUUUUCCAUGGCAGAACACUUCAUGUUUAGAAGUCUAACGCAAGCACAGCUUCACUGUUUUUUUGUUGUGAAACUACUAGUUGAGACUAUGGCACAAGACUUUUAUUUCGAAACCAAGCACCUUAAAUCAGUUUUUCUCAUGGCUUGCGAAGAAAUGCCCAAUUGUGUCUGGGAGACCCAUUUUAGUGGAUGUGUAUUGUAUGUAUUGGACUGUUUGCUCUCAUGCUUGAGAUCAAGGUUUCUUCCAAACUAUUUCAUACCAGAAAACAAUCUCAUAGACUGUCAUAAAGAAGAAGACAUGAAUACACUAUGCACUAUAAUUGAAUAUGUACGUUUGUUUCCUGCAAAUGUCAUUGAAGUUGCUGCAGAGAAAUAUGGAUAUUUGUUUGGCUCAAAUCUAAUCAAAAGUGUUUUGUCAAAUGCCAAAGAAUUUACAAAAAAGAAAAAUAUAAAUGAAAUAUUCUAUAACUUAUUUGGUCCACUAACAAUUGCAGCAGCUAAAAUGUUUGCUAAGAUGGGUUUCUAUGAUGUAUCGCUUGAAAUUCUCAAGGAGAGAUAUGAACAAACCCUUCUGAUACCAGAUGUAGGAAUGAGACAAACAUCAGUUUGUUUUUCCGAUGUAUUUAUGUCAGCGCUAUUGGAAAUAAAACAAAAACCAUCCCGCGUAAUAUUGUCGAUGUUAUUCGACCAAGAAAUGGGAUCUAAAGUAUCUGAUGCGGUUUUUAAAACAAAAACAUUUAAUCUACAAACAUUAUUACCAUGGACAGUUGAUAAAAAGAUAGGCUGGCUGACUGUUCCUUCUUCACAUACCGACGAUUUGCCUUCAAUUGCUAGUUUUCUGUAUGAUUAUAGUAAGAAGGAAUAUUGGAGGAGAAAUGUAGUACUUUCGAAAUUAGCCAUAACGACAGCAAUACGAUGUAUUCAAGAAACAUUAAAGAGUGAAACACUCUUUGCAGAUGACAUCAGUGAUAAUGGUUUAAAAGCAGAGGUGGAUGCCCAAACAAUAAUGGUAAAGAAAAAGUUAAUUCCAUACUACGUUCACUUAUACAGUGUUUCAAGGAUAGAAUAUUCAAUAUUUCCCUUGAUUAAUCAUAUGGCUGACAUUGAACACCUUUGCAACGAAUUCCCAGAAAUGACAUGUUUGGUCAGCUCUAUGUUUCAAUAUACGAGGCAACCAGAGAAGGAAAGAGAAUAUUCCAGAAAAAUGCGAGUUCACUUUUUAGGGGAAGAUAUGAAAAACAUACCAGAAAGAAGAACUCAUUUGCACUGACAGCCAGUACAAAGACAUCAUUUUCAGCUCUUUAAUGUUCACUCAACAUAAACUUUAUAAAUAGUUGUUGUCC
Messenger RNA from Magallana angulata, 3261 nucleotides. RefSeq lists its product as uncharacterized. The record is from RefSeq and is a predicted model, not a curated record. The coding region runs from base 63 to 3188 and encodes 1041 amino acids. The transcript is spliced from 6 exons. Lineage: Eukaryota; Metazoa; Mollusca; Bivalvia; Ostreida; Ostreidae.